AUGAAUUCUCUUAACAAUUGUGUACAGGAGUUCAUCGAACAACAUUCAUCCACACUUUUCUCAUCAGACAAUGCAAAUGAGACACAUCGUCAUCGACUAAGUCGGUUUUCUUCGUCGAAUCUUGACAUCGAAGAUGAGGAUCCAAACCUUUUUGUUAUAACUCCACCAAUCGAGUAUUUUCUCCAUGUACCAUCUCGACUUUGUCGAGAAGAGUUUUUCAAGUUGAUUCGUCUUGGUCAUCUUCUCAUUUGUACUGUUCUUACUGCUAAUUCACGUGAUAUGCUCAUGCGAAUUCUAUGUUUCGAUGAUGGACAUCGCCGAGCACUACAUGAUCUCAAACUCACCGCAACUUGUCUAUUGAAUACUGCUAGUAGUAAAAAGCAUGAUCAGUACAGAAAAUAUCGAUACAAUCGAGAUAAAGAUGAGAUUAGUGAUGAAGAGAACGAUGAUGGAGAAUAUCAGAGCGGCGAUUUUGUACGAGUAUGCGUGAGUCAUGUCGAUGUGCAAAAAGAGGAAAUUCAUGUGACGAUCGAUCCAUCUGCAAACCAACGUUGUCAAUCGUCGAAAAAAUUGGGUCUUAUCAAUGAAGAUAAUUUACCUCCACAUUUUCUACUAUUGCGUCGUCAAGAAGAACAAUGUCAAUCUUAUGAAGAUAUUCUCCAGAUGUCAAAAGCAUUGAAUAACCGAGCAUGCGUUCAAACCCUAUACCAACGAUUAAAGAAGCGAUUUGAACAUUUCCCUGUGCAACAGAAUAAUGAUAGCGAAGCAGCGAAUGACAUAUUGCAUAUGACUUUAAUCGAUUCCUUCAAACGAAAACAGAUUCCAUCGGAUGAAUACUUUGAUAAAUUACGUCAAAAGCAGGAUCAUCAGUGGGCUAUUGAAAGCGUUGCUGAAGGUGUACGACUGAUGAAAGAAAACGAUUCCAGUUCAGCUGUACUUCAUUUCAAUAAAGCGUUGGCCACGGAUCCAAAAUGUGUGGAUGCACUUGUCGCACGCGGUGCAUUAUCAGCCAACCAGGGCCAUUACAAACGAGCUAUGCAAGAUUUCGAAGAUGCAUUAAAAAUUGAUAAUAAACAUAUCAACGCGUUGAAAUAUCUGCACGAUGUCUUGAAUAACAUUGCUAACGAUAUGGAUGAUUAUGAUGACGCGAUCUAUUAUUUGGAAAAGGCAUUACGGUACAAACCAGAUGACACUGAAACCGAACGAAAAUUAGAAACGUUACGUGCGAAAAAAAAAGAGGCCAUACGAAAGUUGGAAUAUGGACCAUCGUUGCCAUCGAAUUUGCGCUCGUCCAAAAAAAUUCGAUCAUCAAAAUCGCCGAAAAGGAAAAGAUCAUCAGUGAAAGGUUCAUCGUCCGUUCACAAUGGAUCGAAACGGAAACGGAAACGAACCAGAUCUCGUACGAGUAGUAGUCGAUCAAGUUCAUCUUCGUCAUCAUCAUUCUCAUCUUCAUCGUUGAGUGAUUCAACGACCAGCCAUUCCGUAUCAACCAUCUCAUCAUCAUCCUCUACUGAUCAGAAAAAGUCGAAAUCAAUACCAGUCAUUGACAUUACAGACAAGGAUGCAUCGACUACUACCCGAACCAAUGUGCCGUCUAAAUCCUCUGAACAAAUCCAUUCGUCAAACAAGAAACCGUCUUCAGCAGAAUCGAAUAACAAUGGAAAUAGUUGGAAUUUCAAGUGGGAUCGCUCAUAUUCCAAUGAUCACUCAUUAGACAAAAACCAAUCCACUUCACAGCGGAAGACUUUACCAUCAGCCGUCGAAUCUGUUCUAUCGAUCAAAGAACAGCAACAAAAAAGAUCUUCAUCGACUACGAAUAAGAAGACAUCCACAAUAAAUGAUCGAGAGGCACAAGACAUCGAAAAACUUUAUAUGGAAUUGAAAGCUAAACAAAGCAUGGAGAAACGAAAGAAAUGA
Molecule: messenger RNA, 1917 nt
Organism: Adineta ricciae
Lineage: Eukaryota; Metazoa; Rotifera; Eurotatoria; Adinetida; Adinetidae
Source: the annotation of a GenBank genome assembly